This is a messenger RNA of Anopheles coustani, 1203 nucleotides long. RefSeq lists its product as uncharacterized. NCBI's taxonomy places the organism in Eukaryota, Metazoa, Arthropoda, Insecta, Diptera, Culicidae. The coding region runs from base 1 to 1203 and encodes 400 amino acids. The record is from RefSeq and is a predicted model, not a curated record. The transcript has 2 exons.
AUGGAGACCUGCAGAAGAGUGAGUUUACUUUACACAGUGUUUUUGUUUUCACCGAAAACUUACCCGUACGUUUGUCUUUUACUCACGGAAGAUAAGUGUUCCCCGUUUGAGGUACUCAAACCUGCGGAACCGUGCUGUGAACCGACGUGUGUUGACGACUGCUCUCAUGCAAUCUGCCGGAGGGCUCCGAAUGCUGGUUCCGUACCAUCCUGUGUCUGUCGGCAAGGAUAUGUUCGUCAUAAGGGAUCCUGCAUUCGGAAGGAAGCGUGUCCUACACCGAGCGUAUCUUACGGAUCUUAUGACUCGUACCGCCCUGUGCCGCUAACGAAAACUGUGCUGCCCAUGCAGAAAAAGUGCAGCCAAAACGAGGAGCUUGCCUACUGUCGGCCAUACUGUGAGGCAACCUGCGAACAGGACUGUAAGGGUGUACCGCCUCCGAAGACAUGCAUUCCGGAUCCAAGUUGUGUCUGUAAAGAUGGUUUCGUGCGACAUAACGGCCGUUGCAUACAAAAAUGCGACUGUCCGCGAAGGAAUCCGCUGCUAAGGCGUCCACUAUCUGGCGAGUACAUCGACUUUGAGGUGGUAUCCAUGGAGGGAAUGAAAUCGGAUGAGGACUUCGACUAUCCUUUGCCUGAACCGCGGGUUGGUACGAACGAACGAGCAUUCAGUCGAUUCGAAUCUAAGAAACCCGCGAUGGUACCAGUAUACCUACGAACGGUAUCGAGUGAUCCAAAAUCUACCGGAUCCUGUGGUUGCAAAGGUCACACGACGGAGAAACCCGAACUAUUUCCACCAUUGUGUGCAUGCCGAGGAGGAAAAUCUCCGACACCGGCUCCGACGUACGCCCCCAAGUUAGACGAAAAUGCAUCUUUCGAAAGCACGGAGGAAGAUAGUGAUAUUGUGCCGUACGUACCCCCGUUGCCCUCAACCAACUCGUACGCACCGAGACUCUCGACUCCACUGUUUCCACCGAGUACACAACCCGCACCAGGACACUACGCGCACCGCAACCCGCUUCCCAUGCCACCAGUGCAUCGCGUUGACUUGAACGAACCACUGGAUCAUUUCUACGGUUCCGGACAGGCCACAUCGGCCCAGCAGAAUUCCGCCGCACAGGAAGAGCCCGACCGUAAACCGAUGACCAUAUGGCCUCCAGUAUGCUUUUCGUGCAAACGUUGUGGUUUGAAUAGAAAUCAAAGAUAG